UAUAUUCGUUUGCUUGAGGACGUAACUUCUAGUACUGUAAGCCCUUUAUGCCCGUUCAAUUCGGAGUGCGCCUGGUGUUAUAGGAAUCCUUGGGCUCCGUUUGUCCCGUCUGAAAAUUUUCAGCAAAUAAAUCAGAUCAAGUUUUAUUUGUAAUUCGUUUAUGUCUUCGUCAACGUUUUUUGACUGUUGUUCCAAACCGGAGCAAAAAGCCUUGGAGCUACCAAAUAGAGCUUCAGUUCUAGUGAAGCAAUGACACUAUCGGAGGAGGAAAUCACUAGGCUUUUCAGGAUCCGGAGAACGGUGAUGCAAAUGCUGAAGGACCGCGGUUAUUUUGUUGGGGACUUUGAGAUUGACAUGACCAAAGAGCAGUUCAAGAAUAAAUAUGGGGAGAGCAUGAAAAGGGAAGACCUUGUUAUCAAUAAAUCCAAGCGAAAUAAUAGCUCUGAUCAGAUUUAUAUCUUCUUCCCCGAGGAGCCAAAGGUUGGUGUUAAGACAAUGAAGACUUAUUCCCAGCGCAUGAAAUCAGAGAAUGUCUUUAGAGCAAUCUUGGUUGUUCAACAAAAUUUGACGCCAUUUGCUCGGAGCUCCAUAAAUGAGAUUUCUACAAAAUUCCACUUGGAGGUUUUCCAGGAGGCAGAGUUGUUGAUAAACAUUAAAGAGCAUGUACUUGUUCCUGAGCAUCAGGUGCUUACAAAUGAGGAGAAGAAAACCUUGCUGGAGAGGUACACUGUGAAAGAGACACAGCUGCCUCGCAUUCAAGUGACGGAUCCUGUUGCGAGAUACUAUGGGCUGAAGCGUGGACAGGUUGUGAAGAUAAUCCGACCAAGUGAAACUGCAGGACGAUACGUCACAUACCGAUACGUAGUAUAAAUACAAGUUGAAACACGGCUCGAGUUGAAACUGCUCUUUGCCUCUGUCAAAAUGGCUGGAGAACUCAAAUUCAAUCAUAUGAUUUAUAAUGGGAGAUAUUAUCAUUUGAAGACAACACUGGAACUCAUUUAUGCCCUACUGCUCAGUUGUGAAUCCCGGUAUUUGCUCUGUGGGAGUUGUUUGUAUUGCUGUUUGGAUAGAAAUCUCAAGUGUGCUUGUUUGCUGUGUCCAUGUCUGGAAUGGGGCAUACCCAUUGGUAGACAGAAUUGGACAACAAAUAAAUUUCAGAAACGUUUUCUCUGAAGAAUUAAGAUA
This is a messenger RNA of Juglans microcarpa x Juglans regia, 1185 nucleotides long. Its product is annotated as DNA-directed RNA polymerases II and IV subunit 5A-like. The transcript is spliced from 5 exons. Gene Ontology annotation, cellular component: RNA polymerase III complex; RNA polymerase I complex; RNA polymerase II, core complex. Gene Ontology annotation, biological process: DNA-templated transcription. Gene Ontology annotation, molecular function: DNA-directed RNA polymerase activity; DNA binding. The coding region runs from base 250 to 870 and encodes 206 amino acids. NCBI's taxonomy places the organism in Eukaryota, Viridiplantae, Streptophyta, Magnoliopsida, Fagales, Juglandaceae. The record is from RefSeq and is a predicted model, not a curated record.